UACAGUCAAUUUGUUGGUUGUUUGAAAUAUACGGAGUCCAGCGCUGUGUCACUAGCUGAGCUGGGCGGCGGCGGCCAUGGCUUUCACCGCUCGGCUAAUGUUGCGAAUGUCGGCAUACCCACCCUCCGCUGCAAACACGCUCCACGAAAUCGCUUCGAACCAGCCCGGAGGCGUGGCGAAGGUUGUAUUGAAGAAAGGGAAGGCCCGAAUUUUCUCCCGGAAUGGAAGCCCCAUGGUUUACAGCGGCGCCGUCGACAGAAUCAUCGGCCGACCGCCGCCCAAGACCGGAGAUGUAGUCCUCGUCGCCGAUGGAACCCAGAAUCCAAUUGGUUGGGGAUUUUACAACUCUGUCUCCAUGUUUUGCGUUCGCCUCAUGCAACUACAUGAUGAAGCUUCCAGAGAGCCUUUGUGUGUGCUCAACGUGGAGAAUCUGCUGGAAAACAGAAUUUCUGCUGCUUCACAACUGCGCAACGGCCUCGGCCUUCCUUCUUCCAAAACAAAUGCAUACCGGCUCAUCAAUAGUGAAGGGGAUAGACUGUCAGGUCUGAUUGUUGAUGUUUUUGGAGAUUUAGCUGUCAUUGCUUCAUCAGCUGCUUGGGUAGAAAAGUACAGGCAGCAAAUAGAAUCUUGCAUCAGUAGAAUCAAUGGCAUUAAACAUAUAAGUUGGAGACCAUCAGUUGAAAUCCUCAAGGAAGAAGGACUGGAGUUUUCCAGUUCAACAAAUACAGAUUUAGCUCCUUCUCUUCCUAAAAGAGUAAAGGUAAUGGAGAAUGGGAUUUCCUAUAUGAUAUCAGUGGAUGGUCAAAAGACUGGCUUCUAUACUGAUCAGCGUGAGAACCGCCAGUUUGUUUCUACCAUUUCUGAGGGUUGUAGGGUUCUUGACAUGUGCUGCUACACCGGAGGUUUUGCCUUAAAUGCAGCAUGUGGUGGUGCAUUGAAUGUCACUGGUGUUGAUUCGUCAUUGCCUGCAUUGGAAGUUGCCAAAGAAAACAUUGCUCUGAAUGGAAUGGGUUCGAAACAGAUCUCCUUUUUGAGACAAGAUGCAACUGAGUUUAUGAAGGAUGCGCUUUCUAAACAUGAAAAAUGGGACAUAGUUAUUUUGGACCCUCCUAAAUUCGCACCUCGGAAAAAGGUUCUAAAAAGUGCAUCUGGAAUGUAUAGCAAUUUGAACUCCUUGGCCAUGCAGUUAACAAAGAAAGGAGGUCUGCUUAUGAGUUGCUCAUGCUCUGGAGCAAUGACACAAAGUGGAAAGUUCCUAGACAUUCUCCAGGGUGCUGCAUCGACAGUUGGGAAGAAAAUCACGCUCGUGCGCAAGGCAGGAGCAGCGUGUGAUCAUCCUAUGGAUCCCUCAUACCCAGAAGGAGAAUAUCUUUCAAAUAUCUUGCUUAGAGUUGUAUAGGGGUUUCAGUUUCGUUCAUUAAUACGCAAUGUAACAACAUAUUUUAGUGCCUCAUUUUAAGUGCAAACGUAUUUCUUUGCAAUCUUGUACUCAGUACUAUAUCAAGAAUCAGGGAAACAACGAGCUUAGUAAAAUCUCACAAAAAGU
Molecule: messenger RNA, 1546 nt
Organism: Cuscuta campestris
Lineage: Eukaryota; Viridiplantae; Streptophyta; Magnoliopsida; Solanales; Convolvulaceae
Source: the annotation of a GenBank genome assembly